Molecule: messenger RNA, 1173 nt
Organism: Manacus vitellinus (golden-collared manakin)
Lineage: Eukaryota; Metazoa; Chordata; Aves; Passeriformes; Pipridae
Gene: HSD17B2
Product: hydroxysteroid 17-beta dehydrogenase 2
Exons: 5
Coding region: 1-1173 (390 amino acids)
Molecular function (GO): oxidoreductase activity
Source: RefSeq, a predicted model, not a curated record
AUGGAUGCUCUGGCCAGCAGCCCCCUUGGGUGGCUCUGCGCAGGUGUCAUCGCGCUUUUUGGGGUGACGGCGCUCUGCAGGGCCGAGAGGAGCCCCAUGGACAAAGCAAAUGUGCUGGUCUGGAGCCUCCUGCCUGCCUUGCUGGGGCUGCUCUGCGUGGCCCUGCUGGGGGCUGCUGGGGGGCUGGUGGUUUUCUUGGCCACGUGCCUCAUCUCCUCCACGUACCUGGGCGGCCAAAUUCUGCUGCCCGUGGGUGACAAAGCCGUGCUCGUCACAGGAAGCGACACCGGGAUUGGACACGCACUGGCUAAAUACCUGGAUAGCUUAGGUUUUGUUGUGUUUGCUGGGGUUUUGGAUAAGGACGGACCUGGAGCUGAGGAACUGCGACGGAGCUGCUCUGGGAGACUCUCUCUCCUGCAGCUGGAUGUAACCAAUGCCACUCAAGUCAAGGAAGCCUACCUGAAAGUCUCAGAGAAGGUGCAAAGUACAGGACUCUGGGGUGUUGUGAACAAUGCAGGCAUCCUGGGCUUCCCUGCUGAUGGUGAGCUGCUCCCCAUGAGCAACUACAGGCAGUGCAUGGAGGUGAAUUUCUUUGGGGCUGUGGAAUUGUCCAAGACCUUCUUACCGUUACUUCGGAAGUCACAGGGGAGGCUGGUUAACAUGUCCAGCAUGGCAGGAGGCAUUCCACUACCGAGGUAUGCUGCGUACGGCGCAUCAAAAGCAGCUCUGUCCAUGUUUUCUGGAGUAAUGAGGCAAGAGCUUUCCAAAUGGGGAAUUAAAGUUGCUGCAAUUCAUCCGUCGGGCUUCAGAACAGGUAUACAAGGCACAUCCGACCUGUGGGAUAAGCAGGAGAAGGAGCUGAUGGAGAACCUCCCAGCAGACACCAGGCAGGCCUAUGGUGAGGACUAUCUCCAGGGGCUGAGGAGCUACCUCCUCCACAUGCCUGCCUGCUGUGACCCCGACCUGUCCCCUGUGCUGGGUGAUGUCCUGCACGCUCUGCUGGCCAGGAGACCCCACGGGCUGUACACCCCUGGCAAAGGGGCUUACCUGCUCCUCUGCAUCUUCUGCUGCUUCCCUCUCUGGUGCUAUGACUUCUUCAUUAGCAAGAUGCUGAGUGCUGAGCCUGUUCCAAGGGAGCAGAGAACAUCAGAAGAUGAGAGCAAAAACCUCUAA